ACGCCGCGUACAUCUCUGAGCUGCAGAUCGCGCGACAACUCGACGCCAUUCGAUCGUUCCGAGGCUACGCUACGUCUGUCACCGAGUAACACGUGCAGAUAUGGGUAUUAAUCAUUGGCGAUGGUGGUGGAGGAUGACGAUCAUCGCGUUAGUGGCGAUCGUCUCCGAAUCUGCCGACCAUCGAGUCCGUGCCUAUCGCUAUCAUUACGAAGAUUAUGAUACGAUGAUAGGCACGUGCCGGGAGCACGAGGUCUGCAACAUCGUGCACCAUCGGCAUUGGAUGCCUAGCACAGUGGAUAAGAUAUGUCGCUGCCCGCUGAACACACCGAGCUGUCCAGUGGUCCAUACGCGCCACGGGAACAUUAUGAACGUGAACAGCCGCACACAGAUGAAGUUCUGUGCACCGCUGACCUCGUUGCGACCGUGCCGCGAUGGGGAGGUAGCGCUACGUCGGAAAACCCUCUACCAAUCGUACGGCGUUAAGAACGUGUCGAUCGUGGUCGACUGUUUGUGUGAUCACCGGCAGAGCCACUGGAGCUUCCACAACCGCUCCGCCGAAGAUUUCAACGAUGCCCGGCACCUGAUCACGGUGGUGCAGCAUUACAAGUGUGUCGCCAUGAAGCGCUGCGCACCGCACGAGUUUUGUGGAUAUGGCAGACAGGACUAUGGGUUCAUCUACCACCGGUGUACCUGUCCCAUGGCGCACCAGUGCAAAUUCGAUCUCGACGAAUACGAGAACGAGGUUAGCGAACUGUUCUACCAGGGCCCAGCAUACAUCGCCCGGUGCGUUCCUAUCUAUGAUUACGAUUGGUGGUAAGAGGUGGAUGAAACGAGGACAGCAGCAGAAGCACUAGUUGCCGUACUUACCUGGCU
This is a messenger RNA of Anopheles aquasalis, 873 nucleotides long. RefSeq lists its product as uncharacterized. NCBI's taxonomy places the organism in Eukaryota, Metazoa, Arthropoda, Insecta, Diptera, Culicidae. The record is from RefSeq and is a predicted model, not a curated record.